Messenger RNA from Drosophila santomea, 583 nucleotides. It is a transcript of the gene ND-B17.2, whose product is annotated as probable NADH dehydrogenase [ubiquinone] 1 alpha subcomplex subunit 12. Lineage: Eukaryota; Metazoa; Arthropoda; Insecta; Diptera; Drosophilidae. The transcript has 5 exons. Gene Ontology annotation, biological process: mitochondrial respiratory chain complex I assembly; response to oxidative stress. The record is from RefSeq and is a predicted model, not a curated record. Gene Ontology annotation, cellular component: membrane. Bases 54 to 482 code for a protein of 142 amino acids.
GGUUUUUGUCCAUUCCUGGCCACACUGCAGAUUGACUUUGUUUUUGUUUUAACAUGGCAAAGUUCUUGGGCAUCAACCGGCUGAGCAAGCUGUUCCAGAUCGUCCGCGAAGCCGGGGGACUGAAGCAAGCGUACCUGAAGCUAUAUAGGAACGAUGAUCUGAAGAUCGGAACACUGGUGGGCAUCGACAAGUACGGCAACAAGUACUUCGAGAACCCGUACUACUUCUACGGCCGCAACCGCUGGAUCGAGUUCGCCCCCCAUGUCAACAUGGACUACGAUGGCUCCAUGAUUCCCGCUGAGUGGUACGGCUGGAUGCACUACAAGACCGAUCUGCCUCCCAUUCGCGAUGGAUGCCGACCCAAGCACAAGUGGAUCGCGGACCACAGCGAGAAUCUUUCCGGCACCAAGGAGGCCUACUACCCCUACACCACAACACCCAACAAAGUGGAGGCCUGGGAUCCCAAGGCGAAGAAACCGUAGUGUGGUGGUAGCUUAUAAUUAAUUUUAAAUUCAAGUGCAAAUGGCUGCGAUUGAAGAGAACACCGGAUCGAGUUAAUAAAUCCAAUUUUGUUGACUUUGCA